This is a messenger RNA of Telopea speciosissima, 1083 nucleotides long. Its product is annotated as polygalacturonase inhibitor-like. The transcript has a single exon. NCBI's taxonomy places the organism in Eukaryota, Viridiplantae, Streptophyta, Magnoliopsida, Proteales, Proteaceae. The record is from RefSeq and is a predicted model, not a curated record. Gene Ontology annotation, molecular function: protein binding. The coding region runs from base 1 to 1083 and encodes 360 amino acids.
AUGGAUGCCAGUCGUCCUUCCACUCUUCUCUCCUUCCUGUUGACUCUCUUCCUGAGCCUGUCCUUUCUCCCAACACCUUCUUCUUCUCGAUCUUGGGCAUCAUCAGAUGUUCGCUGCAACAAACACGACUACAAAGCACUGAUGCAUAUCAAAGCAGCAUUUCAAAACCCAUACCACUUGGCUUCUUGGAUCCCCGACACCGAUUGCUGCAAGUGGAACAACGUCGAGUGCGACUCCACCAAUGACCGCAUCGUCCAGCUCACCAUCUACCAUGCCAACAUUUCCGGUGAAAUCCCUUCCGAGGUGGGCGAUCUUCGAUACCUCAAAACCCUCGUCUUCCAACACAUCCCCAAUCUCACCGGAAACAUCCCUGACACCAUUACAAAGCUCAAGUAUCUCAUCACGCUCCGACUCAGCUGGAACAACCUCUCUGGUCCAAUCCCUUCUUUCCUAGGCAAACUCACCAACCUCCAAUUCCUGGAGCUCAACUACAACCAGUUCACAGAUUCCAUCCCUUCCUCCCUCCACGACCUCCACAGAUUAGAAGUUCUACACCUCGACCGUAACAAGCUCACCGGACCAAUCCCCAGAUCUUUCAGGAAAUUCAAACAGUCUAUGUCCCUCUACCUUUCUCACAACAAUCUCUCCGGUGAGAUCCCCGAUGAGUUAGGAAACGUAAGUUUCGUCACGAUCGAUUUAUCUCGGAACAAGCUUGAAGGUGACGCUUCCAUGUUGUUCAAUUCAACUAGGUCUACUCAGAAGAUUGAUCUGUCGAGGAACAUGUUUGCCUUUAAUCUAUCGAAUGUGGAAUUUGACACGACCUUGCAGUAUUUGGACAUUUCACACAACAAGAUCUAUGGGAGUAUACCACCAGAGGCAAUAACGGGAUUGGAUUUGCAGUACUUGAAUGUGAGUUAUAAUCGGUUGUGUGGGAAAAUACCUCAAGGUGGGAAGGUUCAGAACUUCGAUUCCUACUCUUUCUACCAUAACAACUGCCUCUGUGGUUCACCGCUCGCUGCUUGUAAGGAACAACCGUUGACGGUACAAAAGGUCUUUGACUACCAUCAGUUAGCCACCGUCUGA